AUGGCUCUAGCAUUAGUGGUUAUAAAUAAAAUGCAAAAGCCAACAAUCGCCUACUGGGGUGUCAGAAGCUUGGCUGAGCCGAUACGAAUGCUGCUUCACCAUCUUGAAGUGGACUUCGAAGACAAGUAUUAUGUGUUUGGAGAAGAAGAAUGGCCUCAAGACAAAGAACGUCUUGGUCUUGAUUUCCCUAAUCUUCCUUAUUACAUUGAUGAUCAAGUCAAAUUGACAGAAAGCUAUGCGAUCUUUUUAUACAUAGCUUUAAAAUACAAUCCAAACUACCUUGGACUAACAUGCAUGAUCUAGGCACCACCUGCACUCUAGGCAUCAAUCAAGGCUUGCCUAGAAGAGCUAACGGCUCGGCUUACGGGUCAUCCGAUAGAUCGGUUUUUUUUUUCCUCCAGAGCAAGGUCGGCAAGAUAACUGAGGAUGAAGAAAGCAAAAGAACUUAAGGCUCAUGCUGAUAUGCCAGGAACUUAUCAAGCAUUAGCUUAACCUAAGCUAACCUUGGACGAACCACUAUUGAGCAAGCCCAUGUGAAUAUGGUUUAUGGCGUCUUAAAAGAUAUUUUUAUGCCAUUUGCAUUGGCUGGCUAUGAGCCAGACGCAUCAACCAGAAUGCCAAUGACUCUUGAUAGCAAGAGAGCUGCCCUAGAAAAGGUCUCCAGCUACCUUGAAGGAAAAAGAUUUUUCAAUGGCGAUCAACCUACCUAUGUAGAUUUUUAUGCUCACGAACUCAUCGAAAGAAUUGAAGCUUAUAGCCCAGACUAUUUGGCAGCUAUAUCUCCUAACUUUGCAGCUUUUAAAACUCAUUUCAGAGAACUAGCCCAUAUGGAUGAAUUUCUUUCAAGACUUAGAUUGAAAUUCAAUCUUAGUAGAGCUCAUUGGGGAAAUUAA
This is a messenger RNA of Blepharisma stoltei, 893 nucleotides long. The record is from the annotation of a GenBank genome assembly. NCBI's taxonomy places the organism in Eukaryota, Ciliophora, Heterotrichea, Heterotrichida, Blepharismidae.